AAAUAAAAAUAUCCAUUUCGGUCAUCUCCCUAUCUUUGUAGCAGGCUCACAGCCGCACAAGCAAGUUCGCCCCGUCUUUGAUCACAAUUGCCAUUGUUGGACUCUUUUCACACUCUAUACCAUUUUCUUUCUCUUCUUCUCUCGUCUCACUCGCUACCGCAAUCGUUGCAAGCUACCUUUUACCUUAAUGUUUCCAUCUCGAGGUUUAUCGUCACGAUGAAAACGCCAAACCAGAGGAAUUACAUAUCUCAGGAGAUCAUGGAGGCUUGGACCUCCAACUUUUCUCUGAAUUCUAUUGGAACCCAGCCCCUAACUGGCCCAAAAAUGCUAUUACGAAGGAUUUGAGGUAAUGUAAGUUUAAUUUACUUGGUUAGCUUUGUGAAGAGUGAUAAUCAUCAUACAACAAUCAUCCACUGGCAAAGUCAAUUCGCCAAACGGAACGUAUUCAUUCAUGUUGUUGAUUAAAAUGUUCUGAUAUCACUUGUAAUCGUUACAUCUUUGAGUAUGUUCGGCACUUGUUGCAAUGGUGCUUUUAGUGAAUGUCAGAUAUAUGUUUCGAGCUAUAAUGGAUUGUUUAGAGGAUUGAUAUGGGAAAGUUUGGGGGAUUUUCAAACUGCGACUUUGUCUAUGGCGAAUUGGAAGAAGCACAGGAAGAAGCGGAAGGAUUUUUGCCGGCUUGCGUUGCAAAAUCCGGAGCAAGUGAUGGUGGUAAAAGGAAAGACGAAAAUUCCAGUGUCCGAAGAUGAAAUUCUUCGGGUUUUGAAAUCGAUGAAGGGUCCUAUAUGUGCUCUUUCUUACUUUUACUCCAUAUCUGAGUUUCCUAAUGUUUUGCAUACCACUGAGACGUGCAAUUUCAUGCUUGAAUUUUUAAGAGUGCAUGACAAGGUGGAGGAUAUGGCUGCUAUUUUUGAAUUGAUGCAGAAGAAAAUUAUUAGGAGAGAUUUGAACACUUAUUUGACUAUCUUUAAAGCUCUUUCCAUCAGAGGUGGGCUUCGGCAGGUGACAAUUGCGCUAAAGAAGAUGAGAAGAGCUGGAUAUAUCUUGAAUGCAUAUUCAUACAAUGGAUUGAUCCAUUUGUUGAUUCAAUCAGGAUUCUGUGGCGAGGCCUUGGAAGUUUAUAGAAGAAUGAUUUCAGAAGGGCUUAAGCCUAGCCUGAAAACAUAUUCAGCACUUAUGGUUGCGUUGGGAAAGAAGAGGGACUCAGAAACGGUAAUGGUUCUGUUGAAAGAGAUGGAAAGUUUGGGAUUGAGGCCAAAUGUUUACACAUUCACAAUAUGCAUAAGAGUACUAGGGAGGGCUGGGAAAAUUGAUGAGGCAUAUGAAAUAUUUAGAAGAAUGGAUGAUGAAGGUUGUGGACCUGACCUUGUUACUUAUACAGUCCUCAUUGACGCUCUUUGUAAUGCAGGACGGUUGGAAAAUGCCAAGGAAUUAUUUGUAAAGAUGAAAGCUAAUGGUCACAAACCUGAUCAAGUAAUCUACAUUACUCUGUUGGACAAGUUCAAUGAUUUUGGAGACUUGGACACCGUUAAAGAAUUCUGGAGUCAGAUGGAAGCAGAUGGGUAUAUGCCUGAUGUAGUUACCUUCACUAUUCUUGUUGAUGCGUUAUGCAAAGCCGGAGACUUCGAUGAGGCAUUUGCUACAUUUGAUGUCAUGAGAAAGCAAGGUAUCUUGCCAAAUCUUCAUACUUAUAACACACUUAUUUGUGGGCUUUUGAAGGCGGGUAGAAUUGAUGAUGCACUAAAGCUUUUAGAUACCAUGGAAUCCCUAGGUGUUCAACCUACUGCUUAUACAUACAUUAUUUUUAUUGACUAUUUUGGAAAGUCCGGAGAUACUGGCAAAGCUGUUGAGACCUUUGAGAAGAUGAAAGCUAGAGGAAUUGUUCCAAAUAUUGUAGCAUGCAAUGCAUCGUUGUAUAGCCUUGCUGAAAUGGGGAGGCUGAGAGAAGCAAAAAACAUGUUCAAUGGGCUCAGAGAGAUUGGUCUUUCUCCAGAUUCGGUGACCUAUAACAUGAUGAUGAAGUGCUAUAGCAAAGUAGGACAAGUAGAUGAGGCAGUGAAUUUACUCUCUGAAAUGAUAAGAAAUGGAUGUGAACCUGAUGUGAUUGUGGUUAACUCUUUGAUUGAUUCACUUUACAAGGCUGGACGAGUUGAUGAAGCAUGGCAAAUGUUUGACAGAAUGAAGGACAUGAAGCUUUCUCCAACAGUUGUGACCUAUAAUACGUUACUCUCUGGAUUAGGGAAAGAGGGUCGAGUCCAGAAAGCCGUUGAAUUAUUUGAAAGUAUGAUUAAGCAAAGUUGUUCUCCAAACACAAUAUCUUUUAACACGCUCCUGGAUUGCUUUUGCAAAAAUGAUGAGGUUGAAUUGGCUUUGAAAAUGUUUUCUAAAAUGACAGUAACGGACUGUAAACCUGAUGUCUUGACCUACAACACCGUUAUUUAUGGCCUGAUCAAAGAAAACAAAGUAAAUUAUGCAUUCUGGUUCUUCCACCAGUUGAAGAAGUCAAUGUACCCUGAUCAUGUCACAAUAUGUACCCUCCUUCCUGGCAUUGUGAAGUGUGGGCGGAUAGUGGAUGCUAUAAAGAUUGCAAAGGAUUUUAUGUACCAGGUCCAGUUUCGUGUAAAUAGAUCUUUCUGGGAAGAUUUAAUGGGAGGUACUUUAGUUGAAGCUGAGAUGGACAAGGCUAUUAUAUUUGCUGAAGAAUUGGUAUUGAAUGGGAUUUGCAGGGAAGACUCGUUCUUAAUACCUCUAGUUAGAGUUUUGUGUAAGCAUAAGAGAGCACUUUAUGCUUAUCAAAUAUUUGAGAAAUUUACAAAGAGUCUGGGAAUCAAUCCAACGCUGGCUUCAUAUAAUUGUUUGAUAGGUGAGCUUCUUGAAGUCCAUUACACCGAAAAGGCCUGGGAUCUUUUUCAGGAUAUGAAGAAUGUCGGCUGUGCUCCCGAUGCUUUUACUUACAACAUGUUACUCGCGGUUCAUGGAAAGUCUGGAGAGGUCACUGAACUCUUUGAACUGUACAAGGAAAUGAUUUCAAGGAGAUGCAAGCCAGACGCCAUAACUUACAACAUUGUCAUCUCCAGUCUUGCAAAAUCUAAUAACUUGGAUAAGGCUUUAGAUUUUUACUAUGAUCUUGUUAGUAGUGAUUUCCGCCCCACUCCUCGUACUUAUGGCCCUCUGAUAGACGGACUAGCAAAAGUGGGGCGCUUGGAGGAAGCGAUGUGGCUCUUUGAAGAGAUGUCAGACUAUGGAUGCAAGCCAAACUGUGCAAUAUUCAACAUUCUGAUAAAUGGAUAUGGAAAAACAAGUGAUACAGAAACUGCUUGUCAGUUGUUUAAAAGGAUGGUGAAUGAGGGUAUAAGGCCAGACUUGAAAUCAUAUACCAUUCUUGUAGAUUGCCUCUGCCUUGCCGGAAGAGUUGAUGAAGCUUUAUAUUAUUUCGAGGAACUGAAAUCGACUGGUCUUGAUCCUGAUUUUAUUGCUUAUAAUCGUAUAAUAAAUGGUCUCGGAAAAUCGCAGAGGAUGGAGGAAGCUCUCUCUUUAUACAAUGAAAUGCGAAACAGAGGCAUUGUUCCUGACCUGUACACAUAUAAUUCAUUGAUGCUUAAUCUUGGGCUUGCCGGAAUGGUAGAACAAGCCAAGAGAAUUUAUGAAGAGCUUCAACUUGCAGGUUUAGAACCUGAUGUCUUCACUUAUAAUGCUCUGAUUCGAGGGUACAGCAUGUCGGGGAACCCCGAGCACGCUUAUACAGUCUACAAGAACAUGAUGGUCGGUGGCUGCAACCCCAACGUCGGUACGUAUGCACAGCUCCCUAAUCAAUCUUGAAGUAUCAUGCAUACUAUUGAGAGCACAAGUUGUAGAUAUCUGAAUAGUAUCUUUUAGAUUCAGGAAUACAAGUGAUCGCACUUAUUAGUUUUCUUGCCCAUCUUGUUAGUUGCUGCAAAGUCUGGCUUUUUAGAGCAGACCUUGAUAAGUGACUAUUGAGGACAUUACACCUGACAUGAGCUGUAGCAUAUAUAGAUAUAUGUAUAGUAACAUCAUUUAUAAAAGUUGUAGAAUCUUUUAUCCAUUGUAUUCAUUUAUACAAAUCUUCCUCACGGAAGCUAAAAUGGAAGGGAAAACAUUCAAUUGGAGGAAA
Messenger RNA from Benincasa hispida (wax gourd), 4129 nucleotides. It is a transcript of the gene PGR3, whose product is annotated as proton gradient regulation 3. NCBI's taxonomy places the organism in Eukaryota, Viridiplantae, Streptophyta, Magnoliopsida, Cucurbitales, Cucurbitaceae. Gene Ontology annotation, molecular function: protein binding. The record is from RefSeq and is a predicted model, not a curated record.